GCCGACGGUUCUACACGUGAGCCGUGUGCUGUACAUGGUGGAGGCACUGACCAAAUAAAGAAGAUCAUAACAGACUUCCAUCUCCAACAAUGGGUAAAAAAGGGAAAGUAGGAAAAAGCCGAAAGGAUAAAUUCUAUCAUCUGGCUAAAGAGACAGGGUAUCGUUCCCGUUCGGCCUUUAAACUCAUUCAGCUGAACAGAAAGUUUCAGUUCUUGCAGCGAGCUCGAGCACUUGUCGACCUUUGUGCUGCUCCAGGAGGAUGGCUCCAGGUUGCUUCAAAGUUUAUGCCGGUAUCCAGUCUUAUCAUAGGAGUUGAUCUUGUGCCUAUUAAACCCAUUCCCAGUGUUGUGAUUCUUCAGGAAGACAUCACUAGCGAGUCCUGCCGACAGUUAAUAAAGAAGCAACUUCAGACAUGGAAAGCUGAUGUGGUAUUAAAUGACGGCGCACCGAAUGUGGGAGCAAACUGGAUCCAUGACGCAUUCUCACAAGUCCACUUGUCUCUCAUGGCUCUUCGGCUGGCCUGCGAUUGCCUCUCUAAAGGAGGUUGGUUCAUCACAAAGGUUUUCCGCUCCGCUGAUUACCAAUCCCUUCUGUGGAUCCUCAAGAACUUUUUCAAGAAGGUGACUUCCACAAAGCCCCAGGCAUCUCGAAGUGAGAGCGCUGAGAUCUUCGUGGUGUGUCAAGGAUACUUGGCCCCCGAUAAAAUCGACAGUCGUUUCUUUGAUCCGAAGUUUGCCUUUAAGAAUGUGGAUAACCCCGUGCAAACGGUCACCCAGCUGGUGUCCAAUAAGAAGCCCAAGGCAGAAGGAUAUGAAGAAGGAACUCUUUACCAAAAAGCACCUCUGAUGGAUUUCCUCAAAGCUCCCAAUCCCGUUGACUUUCUGUCCAAGAUCGGUGAGAUUCUAAUAAAUGACCCGGACCUCGAGAACAAUUCAUCCACCACCACUGACAUCAAAGAGUGCUGCAAAGACAUCAAAGUCCUUGGACGCAAGGAGCUCAGGUCACUCCUGAGCUGGAGGUCUAAGUUGCGUAGGUAUCUUGCCAGGAAACUAAAAGAUCAACCCAAAGAUUCAGUGGAGGAGGUGAAUCUCAGUUCUGGUGAAGAGGAGGAAGAAGGCUCGGAGAAGGAGGAGAAAAAGGAGAAAACAGAGGAGGAUGAGAAUGAGGAGCUGGACAAGAAGUUAGCUGAACUAAAGGCUGAAGAGCUGGCGACACUCAAAAGGAAGAAGAAGCAGUUGCUGAAAGCUCAGAGCAAACAGAGACUGAGAAUGGAGCUCAAAAUGGAUCUCCCGGGUGUCUCCAUAGCCGAUGAUGGGGAUACUGGGAUGUUCUCAUUAAAAACAAUUGGGAAAAGUGAGCUUUUGCAGACGUUGUCACGCGGAGACAUGUCUGCCGCAGAUUUCCUCGUGUCAGACGCGGCUCUCGACUACGGAGAUGUGGUUUUGUCAGACGAUGAGAACCUGGAGGAUGAGAUCUCCCUUGCCAGCGAUCUGGAUGAGGAUGACGUGGAGGAAGUGAGGAACUGUGAGCAAAAACUGCAGAAUAAAAAGAGAGUUCCAGAACCAGAUGAACAGACGCAUGAGGUGGAUGAAGAGACAACAAACCCUCUGCUGCUGUCCCUGGAGGAUAAAUCCGAGCGUGAAGAAAGAGAUAAGAAUUUAUGGUUUGGAAAGGGAAUAUUCUCAUCUAUACUACAGUCUGAUGUUGAUGAGGAGAUGGAAAUUAAACAGGCCACAAUCUUACAGGAGAGCAAACAAGGACCCAAGACACAAGAGAAGAAGAAAGACAGGAAGAAAAAACGCCACUCAGAAGAAACCACAACAGAGGCCAACACAGAAACACAGUCAAGGGGUCCUGAAACGUCUGCAGAGGUUGUAAAUCAGCCUGCAGCUACUGAAGACUCCAGUGACUCCGAUAGUGAUAGCAGUGAUGACGAUGAAGGGCAUAUCAAAUCUUUGAAGAGGAAUCUUGGAAAAAGGGGAAAUGAGGAUGAGACAGAUGACUUUGAAGUGGUUCCAAUAGAACGUCCAGUGAAGCGCUCUCGUGUCCUGGAUCCAGAAGGUUUGGCCAUUGGAACCAUCAUUGCCACAUCUAAGAAAGCCACCAGAGAUCUGAUAGACAACUCCUUUAACAAACGUGCCCAUAAUGACGUGGAAGACGAACUUCCAGACUGGUUUAUCUCUGAAGAACGCAAGCAUCGGAAUGUCCAGGUUCCUGUGGACCGCCAAACAAUGGAGGAAUACCGCCGAAGGCAACGAGAGCUGAACGCUCGACCAAUUAAGAAGGUGGCUGAAGCAAAAGCCAGAAAGCGAAGAAGGAUGCUAAAGAAGAUGGAGCAAGCCAAGAGAAAAGCAGAAGCAGUGGUGAACACCAUAGACAUCUCGGAGAGAGAAAAAGCUGCCCAACUCCGCAGUGUAUAUAAGAAAGCCGGGCUCGGGAAGGAGAAACGCCAAGUGACAUAUGUGGUAUCCAAGAAAGGAGCUGGAAAGAAGGUGCGCCGUCCUCCUGGAAUCAAAGGGCAGUUUAAGGUUGUGGACGGGAGAAUGAAGAAGGACAUGAGAGGAGAGCAGAGACGACAACAGAGGAAGAGGAAGUAGUCAUCACAUGGGGGGAUCCUAAGUGCCUGUGCGGGUCAUGUGACUCCUCUAUAGAUAUUGUAUAUCUUGUAUGACCUGAUCGCUGUAGUCUAAUACCAGUUACUGUUUGUCUUCAUGGAACAAUGAGGGGCUUCUGUACUCCUUGGUUUGAAAUGGA
Molecule: messenger RNA, 2754 nt
Organism: Nanorana parkeri
Lineage: Eukaryota; Metazoa; Chordata; Amphibia; Anura; Dicroglossidae
Gene: FTSJ3
Product: FtsJ homolog 3
Exons: 22
Coding region: 90-2597 (835 amino acids)
Biological process (GO): maturation of 5.8S rRNA from tricistronic rRNA transcript (SSU-rRNA, 5.8S rRNA, LSU-rRNA); rRNA methylation; maturation of LSU-rRNA from tricistronic rRNA transcript (SSU-rRNA, 5.8S rRNA, LSU-rRNA)
Cellular component (GO): preribosome, large subunit precursor; nucleolus; nucleus
Molecular function (GO): rRNA (uridine-2'-O-ribose)-methyltransferase activity; rRNA (guanine) methyltransferase activity
Source: RefSeq, a predicted model, not a curated record